Molecule: messenger RNA, 414 nt
Organism: Microdochium trichocladiopsis
Lineage: Eukaryota; Fungi; Ascomycota; Sordariomycetes; Xylariales; Microdochiaceae
Exons: 3
Coding region: 1-414 (137 amino acids)
Source: RefSeq, a predicted model, not a curated record
AUGGUUACCUUUGCCAGCAGUAUCUCCGUUGUGUUCGGCCUCUUGGCCCUCGCCAGCGCCGCGCCUUCGCUCCAAGGCCGCGACGUGUCGUGCAGAGACGACCUCGGUGCCCCUGACUUUGGUCAUGCUAGCGAAGCUGUCGAGUGCAUCAACUAUCUUGCCGGCUUGGGCAACCAGGCCUGCGUUUCGUCCAUCAGUGGUGUCAAUUUCUGCCGCCGUGGCAGUACCCAGAUUACGGGACUCUCUAAGACUGGGAAGAACGGCGCCACCUCGAGCUGCGCAAACGUCGCCCGUGCUGCCGGCGCCAUCAUGGAUCGCUGCACCCGACAAGCGGCUGAUGGAGUGCUGUUCGUUAAGGGCUCCAACGAGGCCUGGGGCAACGGCGACCUGCUCGUCGACAUCCGCAAGGUCUAG